AAGGAUCUGAGCCAGCCCAUCUCGAAUUAUUUUAUCAGCAGCAGCCACAAUACAUAUAUCGAGGAUGGCAACCAGAUCACUGGGGAGGCCAAGGCCCUGCAGUAUAAAAAGGUUCUCGAGAGUGGUUGCAGAUGUGUCGAGAUCGAUGUGUGGAACGGACUCGAGGCAGACGACGACGUGGACAGCCUGGCACCAACCAAGACCAGGUCGACCCACAGCCGAGAGAAGAAGAGAAAGCAGCAGCAACAGCAGCAACAGCAGCAGACUAACAAGCAUUGGUCCUUCUCAUCCAUGUCCAUCCCCUUCAGGACCGUGUGCCGGACCAUCAAGGACUCGGCCUUUACCAACGGCAACGACCUGCCCGUCAUUAUCAGCCUCGAAGUCCACGCCAACGUCUCACAGCAGGAGAAGAUGGUGGACAUCAUGAGGGAAGAAUGGGGCGACCUCCUGCUGGACAAGGUUCUGCCUCACUGCCACCCGGAAGAGAAACAACCCACGCUGGGGGACCUGAGGAACAAGAUUCUCAUCAAGGGCAGCGACAAAUCCGACUGCGGUGCCUUCUCGCCGCAGAUCUACAGCAAGACAACGCAUGAAGAGGCGCAGCAGGGCUGCCGGCAGCAGCAGAAAGAGACGGUCCCCAAAAAGUUCAUCUGCCAUGCCCUCAAGCAGCUCGCCAUCUAUACCUAUAGCCCGGGCCACUUCACUUCCUUCGACCUCGAGGACGCCAAGAAACCCGCGCACAUCUACUCGUUCGGGGAGGAGAAGCUCAAGACCCUCCACCGCACCGAGCACAACGACCUGUUCAAGCACAACCGGGGCUUCCUUGUGCGAACCUUUCCCGAGAGCUUGUCGUCCUUCCUGUCGUCCAACCCAAACUACCCAACCUUGUUCUGGCGCAAAGGGGUGCAGAUGGUGGCGCUGAACUGGCAGGUUUGGGACACAGCCAUGGAGCUGAACGACGCCAUGUUCGACCAUGAGAAUGGCUGGGUGCUCAAGCCCACUGGCUACCGGAGCAACGAGACCAAGGCUAACUGCCAGGCCGACGUCAUGGGAAAGAAGAUGGACCUAACCAUCACCGUCCUGGCUGGGCAGCACAUACCAUCAGACGACCAUUCCGAAUCCAGCAGGGGCACCACGAGAAUCAAUCCGGCCGCCGUGAAUGCAGAUCGUUUUCGCCCGAGGGUCACCUGCUUCCUGCAUGUCGAGAGUGCGGCCGAGAGAAACCCCAAGAAGAGCAUCUCCAAGGAUGACACAUCUCGAAAGACGAGGACGGCGAGGACGGAACAGCCUGACUGGGGCUCUAGCGGCUCGAAGCUUCACUUCCCCACGGUGCGCCACGUGGUGGAGGAGUUGAGCUUCGUCAGAUUCUAUGUGGAACACUGUGGCCGUAGUUGGCCCGAACGAACCGCCUGGGCCUGUGUCAGGCUGGACAGGCUACAAGAAGGAUACAGGCUGAUCAAGCUGAAGACGGACGAUGGCUACAAGAGCGACGGUCUCCUCCUAGUCAAGAUCGAGAAGAAGCUCUCUGACGAGACCCCACGGUCCCUGUCGCUGCGGCGUAAGACUUGGAACACCUGCAAGGACGAAGUCUCGCAGCUGAAGUCGAGAUGGACAUGCAUGGGAUGACAAGGACGAUGAUGAUAUCGUCUGUGAUGCCUAACACGAAAGAGAGGGAGAUGUAUAGGGACAGGGAGAGAAGGGGUCUUUUUCCUUAUACGGCGUAAUCACAGUGGCACUUCAUCGGGUUUGAAUUCUGUCCAGGCGUUGGAUGAUUCCUUGAAUGUUCGAGAGCUGUCCGGGCUAUAGCAGUAGCAGCAGUAAUAGUCUUCUUCAGUCACAACAACAAGCUAUCUUGCACUCAAGCAAGUCCCCACAAUUGAAGACGAGGUC
Messenger RNA from Cryphonectria parasitica EP155, 1890 nucleotides. RefSeq names its product PLC-like phosphodiesterase. Lineage: Eukaryota; Fungi; Ascomycota; Sordariomycetes; Diaporthales; Cryphonectriaceae. Gene Ontology annotation, molecular function: phosphatidylinositol-4,5-bisphosphate phospholipase C activity. The coding region runs from base 292 to 1626 and encodes 444 amino acids. The record is from RefSeq and is a predicted model, not a curated record. The transcript is spliced from 5 exons. Gene Ontology annotation, biological process: lipid metabolic process; phosphatidylinositol-mediated signaling.